Messenger RNA from Monodelphis domestica (gray short-tailed opossum), 5370 nucleotides. RefSeq names its product ring finger protein 38 (gene RNF38). The record is from RefSeq and is a predicted model, not a curated record. Gene Ontology annotation, biological process: protein ubiquitination. Gene Ontology annotation, molecular function: ubiquitin protein ligase activity. Lineage: Eukaryota; Metazoa; Chordata; Mammalia; Didelphimorphia; Didelphidae.
GUCGGGGUUGGGAGCGGUCGUUUGAGGGGUGAGGAGCGAGCGGCCGGCCUGGCUCGGGGCAGGGGGGCGGGAGAUUGACGGCGCGAGGAGGCGGUGAGCGAGUCCGGGAAGCGCGGGCUCAGCGGCUCUUUCCUGUUGUGACUUCUGGGAUGGGAGGAAGGAAGCGCCAGCUGAGCCUCGCGGUCACUGGCUCGGCGGCGGCGGCGAGAGGCGGAUCCGAGUGGAGGAGGCGGAGGCGGCGGCGGCGGCUGCUGCUGCUGCUGCCCCGGCUGAGGCCGAGGAGGCGGAGCGGUGCCUGAGCUGCUGGCGGAGGAAGUGGCCGCGACCAUAGGACUGCGGGGUCUCGGAGCGCGGAGAAGCCGGAGAAGCUGCUCCGAGGGGCGGCGUCUCCACCGCAGAUCUCUCCCGGGUCCAAUUCAGCACCUCUACCUGGCCAUCCUAACAAGGUGAUUUGUGAAAGGGUGAGACUUCAGAGCCUGUUCCCUCUCAUCCCAAGUGAUCAGGAUACUACAGUUCAAGAGGAUGCCCACUUCAAAGCUUUCUUCCAGAGUGAAGACAGUCCAAGUCCCAAGAGACAGAGGCUUUCUCAUUCAGUCUUUGAUUAUACAGCAUCUCCAGCCCCAUCACCACCAAUGCGACCAUGGGAGAUGACAUCAAAUAGGCAGCCUCCUUCAGUUCGACCCAAUCAGCAUCAUUUUUCAGGGGAACGAUGCAACACACCUGCACGCAACAGAAGAAGUCCUCCUGUUAGGCGCCAGAGAGGAAGGAGGGAUCGUCUCUCUCGACAUAAUUCCAUUAGUCAAGAUGAAAACUAUCACCAUCUUUCAUAUGGACAGCAGCAAGCAAUAGAGGAACCCCGAGCCUUCCAUCCUCCGAAUGUAUCCCCACGUAUGUUGCAUCCUGCUGCUCACCCACCACAGCAGAAUGCAGUGAUGGUCGACAUACAUGAACAGCUUCAUCAAGGCACAGUCCCAGUUUCUUAUACUGUAACAACUGUUGCUCCACAUGGGAUUCCACUUUGUACUGGUCAGCACAUCCCUGCUUGUAAUACACAGCAGGUUCCAGGAUGCUCUGUGGUUUUCAGUGGACAGCACCUCCCAGUCUGUAGUGUGCCUCCUCCAAUGCUUCAAGCAUGUUCAGUUCAGCACUUACCAGUACCAUAUGCUGCAUUCCCACCUCUUAUUUCUAGUGAUCCAUUUCUUUUACAUCCGCCUCACCUUUCUCCACAUCAUCCUCCUCAUUUGCCACCACCUGGCCAGUUUGUACCCUUCCAAACACAGCAGUCACGGUCGCCAUUACAGAGGAUAGAAAAUGAAGUCGAACUCUUGGGAGAACACCUUCCUGUAGGAGGCUUUACUUAUCCUGCAUCAGCCCAUCCUCCAACAUUACCUCCAUCAGCCCCACUCCAGUUCUUAACACAUGAUCCUUUGCACCAGGAGGUAUCUUUUGGAGUACCUUAUCCUCCCUUUAUGCCUCGAAGACUUACAGGACGUAGUAGAUAUCGAUCCCAGCAACCAAUACCGCCUCCCCCUUAUCAUCCCAGUCUCCUACCAUAUGUACUAUCAAUGCUUCCAGUGCCACCUGCAAUAGGUCCAGCCUUCAGCUUUGAAUUGGAUGUAGAAGAUGGAGAAGUAGAAAAUUAUGAGGCAUUACUAAAUCUGGCAGAACGACUAGGAGAAGCUAAGCCACGUGGAUUAACAAAAGCAGAUAUUGAACAGCUUCCUUCUUACCGGUUCAAUCCUAACAACCACCAGUCAGAGCAGACUUUGUGCGUAGUAUGCAUGUGUGAUUUUGAGUCAAGGCAGCUACUUAGAGUCUUACCCUGUAACCAUGAGUUCCAUGCCAAGUGUGUUGAUAAAUGGCUUAAGGCAAAUCGUACCUGCCCAAUUUGUCGAGCUGACGCAUCGGAAGUGCAUCGUGAUUCAGAAUGACCAAUCUAAGAGCACAAAUUUAGUUUGGGUGUUCCUCAUCACAUGUAUAUAUGGACUCUUCAUGGAAUUUACCUAUGUGGCUUCCAGCCUUCCCCUUACCAAAAGGGUCAAUGGACCUUUCUUUGCACUGUGUGAUUUAAUUAAUUAUAAAGCUUACAUACAAUUAGUUGUCACAAUUAUGGGAUUGUUAUACUAACAGUGUGAUUGGAACUCCAAAGACUUUUCUUUAGCUUAAUUUUGUGUGUGCACUAACAUUCCCUGGUUUUUGUGUGAUCAUUCCGAGUGUUGCUGCAAGAUUACCGUGGAUGUGAUCUUAGCAUGUGCUUUUAUAAAGAGUGGUAGCUCCAAACUAUAGCAAUCUACCUUAUAUAGAGCCUUCAGAAACUGUGAGUGGAAAUGAAUGAGUGUGAGUCUGAUGGUAAUGUAUCCAUGUGUGAUUGCAGGUAUGCAAGUAUUUGUGUGAGGGUGUGGUAGCAUAAUGUAUGUGUGAGAUCCUAUAUACCAGCAUGUAAUGAGAAUGUGUGUAGUGUUCAUUAUGCUGCAUUGUAUAAUCUUGUGUGUUAUUUAAGCAGUACUAGUACUGUACACUGGUUUCUUUCCUUGUAUUUGCUGUGCACACUGAAUGCUAAGGGUGCAUCAAUUAUAAGCAUUUAAUAUUCUCUCCCCUAAUUCCCUCCCAAUAUACUUAAUAAUACAAAGAUCAUUUUAUUCUUCAGGUGGCUGUUAUACUUUCCCUUUUUUGGUGGUCUCAGUUGUGACCACUUUUAGAAAAAGUAUACCAGGACCUAAUUUUUAGAUUCUCUUAUGAAAAUGAAUUUUAAAAUGUCAGGCUUGCUGUUUCCUUUUAGAAGGGUGCAAUAUCACACAUAAUCAGUUAGCAAUAUUAUAUGUUCAAUUGGUAAUUUGAAUGUUGAUUAUGUUCCCAUCUCCUUAACAUUUCCAGUCAGCUUGUUAAAAUAAAGUACCUGUGAUUUUUUUUUUAUGGUUAGAUUUUUACUCUUCUGAAAAAUGCUUAAGUAGUUUGUUACUAAGGAUAUCCCCAGUCCCAUGCAGUUCCCCUCCUCAAAUUAGGCUUUAAUCUUCACCAGAAUCUAAUUUGUUACCAGUUCAAAACUGGAUUCCCGGCACAUCUUCUUUUAUAUAGCUCAAGCAAAAUUAAGUUAUAAGGAAAUGACAUUUCUCUUCCUAUAAAGUAUACAGUUUAGAUUCUGAAGGUAGUCUGGUUCUCUUUUGGAGAAUCUUAUAUCCUACCACAUCCCUUUCAACCCGUGAUGUAUAGAUGAAUUCUGCGAUGAGGCAGACCCCUGCUUUUUUUCCUUUGUCAAAAACCUGGGGUUGGGGAUGCUCGUUUGGUUUGGUUUGGUUUGGUUUGGUUUUGGUUUUUCCUUGCAUGAAUGAGUAAAGUGUAAUACAAUCAGUGGCCAAGAUGCUAGCAGUAUAGAAGAGGAUUCCGUUCUUGAAUUAGAACAAAUAAUGCUGUGAAAAAGGAGUUAAUCUCCCUUCAAUUGACCUGAAUGAUGUUAUAGUUGUGGUUUUUGAAUAAACUGAUUCACUUACCAUAUCUCAGAUUGCUUUAGGCUCUUUUUCAGUAAUAGAACUAGAUUCAAAAAAGAAUUCCAUUUUUUAAAAUCCCUUUGCUUCUUACCUUGGGUGAAUGCUGUCAACUUUUGUUGCAACACUGUGAGCAGCACACUUAGUUAGCAGACUUGUCCCAGCUUUGGGUUCUUGGCUCCUAACUUCAGAUGCUUCAGAUGCCAUUCAGCGUUAGUGUCAUUUAUUUUCUUCAGACAGUGUUAUUGCCACCCAUGCUGUUUUGCCCUCUUUCAAAGCCUCUACAGACCAAUCACAACAGGAAGUUGAGUAAUGUAAAACAAGCACAAUUUUGCCCAUUUUUCAGGCUCCUACCUAGUUAAAACAAGAAAAUAGAAUUAUAAAACUUUCUGGUCUGCCCUUACAUGUCAGAUCUUAAGAGCACUAAUGAAAUAAAACAAUGAUAACAAAUAGACAGCAUACUAUUUUUUAAACCUGUUAUAACCCCCUCCCUAGAAAUGUGGUCCAGAGUGGAAUUGACACAACCAGCCACAAACCAAUUAAAUCAUGUAUAGUUAACCUUUAUUUUUUUAAAAUAAGGAGAUCAUGUUUAAAAUUGCAUAUGCCACACAUCUUAUACAUAGACUCUUUUAUAUAGCUGCAAAAAAAUCUUUUUAUCUGUACAGAUCUAACAAUAACACAACUACCCUCAGUAUUCACUUUAUUGAAGCAUGCAAAUAAAGCACUUUUUCUAAUUUAGAUAGAAAUACAUAAUUAACAAGGCACAUUGUACUAAUAUUUAGAUAAACUAGUACUUUUUUCCCCCUGGAACGUAAGAAUUUUUGUCAUAAUGUCCCUUUUCCUGUGAAGUUCUAUGAAGCAGUUGACAGUUUAGGGGGCAAUAAGGACUAAUUGGGUAAAAUACUGAAUUUAAUUGUUGCACUCUUGUAGCUAAUCUGAAAUUUAAAAAAAAUUUAUUUGCAUGGGACUCUUGGAAAUGUGUGCAGAUUUAUUUCAUGGGGUUAGAAUUUAUUUAAAGCACACAUGCAUGUGUUCUGAACCAGCUCAGACUAGCUACAUUGAACCUCCCCUGUUGUGGCCGACAAAAGGGGAUGCUAAAGAAAUUCAUGCUCAGCUAUUACUGCCUUUGAAUUAAUGCACACUUUUGUGUCUGACUCCACACCCUACAGUGGUAAUUCACAACACCAGAAUCCAAUAUAAUAUUCAUGUUUUAUUGCUUUUUCCCUCUUCCUUCCAAAAAUGAGAAUGAUUGGCAUUACCAUCUUAGCUCUGCUAUGUUGUUGCAUGAAUUGUCAACUUUUUAUUUGACUUUUUUUGAGAGAUGUCAAGGCCUCCAGAUAUCAAAAUCUCAUUUUCUUACUGAAAGUUUUUCAAGCAAAAUGGGGGGAAAUGUGUAAGUAUAUUUAGGUUUUAUACACUCUCUUAACUGUGAUUUGUUAAAGCUCUUAAAAUUUAGGCCUCUUGUAAAUACUUUGGAUGGGAUCUACCAACUCAGUUUCAUUUUAGAAAAACAUUUUUGAUGGUGAUAUCUUUGGGCCGUCAUUAAAACUUUUUAUUUUCCUUUUGGUACAUUCAGUUACCUCAUUUUGCUGUUUGUUUCAGAUUUGCUAAUGAUUAUGAAAGUUUGAGUUUUUCGUUGAAAAUCAUAUUUGUUGAGUCUUUUCCUCAUCGUAUUACAUCAUUUAAUGUAGUUUUAAAUGUAUUAUAAAUACCUGUAACCAAAUCAUUUGAAGGCUUGAUAAAUUUUUAACAAAAUUUGUACAUUUUUUAUGAAAGUUACUAGUAAUGCUUUACUAAGUAGUGCAAUGAAUUUUUAUUUUUAAUCCCUGUGCCCAAUUUUGGAGUUGAGAGGGUUGUUCAGUAAUAAAUGUAUGAUGUAUACUUAGAA